AUGAUAUCCUCAAAACAAAAUGCCGCUGACAGUGAUGAAAUAUGUAAGAAAGAUGAAGGUAAACUUGCUUACAUCCCCAAUAAAGCAGCCCUUGAGGUUGUUAUGGCCUUAAUGGACGCAUCAGGUGACAGUGGUGUUGCUUAUGUUGGCUACACAAAGUUCGACGCUAAUAAUUUGGAUAUACAAGGCACUGGUCACCUACAGUCAUGGUACGUGUGGGACAGUGGUCAGCCAGGAGGGACUGAUCAGGAAUGUAUCGGGGUGUUUGACUACACAAGGAAAUGGCACGAUUAUUACUGUACCCAGGACACAAUAGCAGUGUGCUCCACACCUUUCGUGCCAACAACUGUCCCUACAACAGAAAUCACAACAGAUCUCUCGACAACGGAAAGCACAACAGUUGUCACUACUGAAGCCACCACCGUCAUCGACACCACUACAUGUCAUUGUGAUUGUGAUGACAGUCCUAGUUUUGACAUCUACCCUGUCGUCAACAUCACUGAGGAGCUACAGGCACAACUUGACACCCUGAGGAAGGAAACGAAAGUAAAUGAAGAGAUGCUAUCGUCGACGAUAAGGAAGAGGACUAGUGUCAGAGACCCUCGACCCUCCUCUGCCUACGUGGGGUACUUAGGCAUAGGGCUUCUCACUCUGAUAUUCGGCGGAAUUUUUGUGCUGGACCUACCGAGAGUCAUCAUAGUGUUUAAAACAUUGUUUUAAUAUUAGACAUGCUUGCCCUGCCUUUCUUUUUCUUUCGAGAAAUGCAUUCUUAAUGUUAGUGUACUAGAUUUAAAAACGGACAAAUAGCUAUACUUUAAGUAGGUCAUAUUCAUUA
Mizuhopecten yessoensis (Yesso scallop) is the source of this 835-nucleotide messenger RNA. RefSeq lists its product as uncharacterized. The transcript has 3 exons. Lineage: Eukaryota; Metazoa; Mollusca; Bivalvia; Pectinida; Pectinidae. The record is from RefSeq and is a predicted model, not a curated record. Bases 1 to 720 code for a protein of 239 amino acids.